GAUCCAUUCCUCCAUCCAUCUUUUCUCCCCCUUUUCCACCUCAGCUGCACCUCUUGACUCUCACAGUUCUUUCUUCUAAGACGCACAGACUGUCUCAUCAAGGUCUCAGAGGAAGAAAAGGCAUCACCUACUGCAGCCAUGAAUGGCACGGAAGGACCCAACUUUUAUGUCCCCAUGUCUAACAGGACUGGGUUGGUCCGCAGCCCAUUUGAGUACCCUCAGUAUUACCUGGCUGAACCCUGGAAGUACUCUCUUCUGGCUGCAUACAUGCUGUUCCUCAUCAUCACUGCUUUCCCCAUUAACUUCCUCACCCUUUAUGUCACUGUCAAGCACAAAAAACUGAGAAACCCUCUGAACUAUGUUCUGCUCAACCUGGCAGUGGCUGACCUUUUUAUGGUGGUUGGAGGCUUCACAGUCACACUCUACACAGCCCUGCAUGGAUAUUUCAGCCUAGGUGUCGCAGGCUGCAAUGUUGAAGGAUUCUUUGCCACCUUAGGAGGAGAGAUUGCCUUGUGGUCCCUGGUGGUUUUGGCUAUUGAGCGCUACGUUGUGGUCUGCAAGCCGAUGACCAAUUUUCGCUUUGGGGAAAAACAUGCCAUCGCUGGCCUUGGGUUCUCCUGGAUCAUGGCUCUGACCUGUGCUGCUCCCCCUUUGCUCGGAUGGUCCCGGUACAUCCCAGAGGGAAUGCAGUGUUCCUGUGGGAUUGACUACUACACUCCCAAGCCUGAGAUCAACAACACCUCAUUUGUCAUCUAUAUGUUUGUCCUCCACUUCUGUAUCCCUCUCUUCAUCAUUUUCUUCUGCUACAGUCGCCUGCUCUGCACUGUGCGAGCGGCUGCAGCCCAGCAGCAGGAGUCUGAAACCACCCAGAGAGCAGAGAAAGAAGUGACGCGCAUGGUUAUUGUCAUGGUUAUCGCCUUCCUGGUGUGCUGGGUGCCCUAUGCUACUGUAGCUUGGUACAUCUUUGCCAAUCAGGGGACUGAGUUUGGACCAGUGUUCAUGUCAGCUCCGGCCUUCUUCGCCAAGAGUGCUGCUCUGUACAACCCAGUCAUCUACAUUCUGCUGAACAGACAGUUCAGAAACUGCAUGAUCACCACAGUGUGCUGUGGCAAGAACCCAUUUGGAGACGAUGAAGCUGCCGCUGCUGUCUCCAAAACCCAGACUUCAUCCGUUUCCUCCAGCCAGGUGGCCCCUGCUUGA
Melanotaenia boesemani (Boeseman's rainbowfish) is the source of this 1200-nucleotide messenger RNA. Its product is annotated as rhodopsin-like. Gene Ontology annotation, biological process: G protein-coupled receptor signaling pathway; phototransduction; visual perception. The coding region runs from base 139 to 1200 and encodes 353 amino acids. Gene Ontology annotation, molecular function: G protein-coupled receptor activity. The record is from RefSeq and is a predicted model, not a curated record. Gene Ontology annotation, cellular component: photoreceptor outer segment; membrane. NCBI's taxonomy places the organism in Eukaryota, Metazoa, Chordata, Actinopteri, Atheriniformes, Melanotaeniidae. The transcript has 5 exons.